This is a messenger RNA of Hibiscus syriacus, 1227 nucleotides long. RefSeq names its product MADS-box transcription factor 15-like. The transcript has a single exon. The coding region runs from base 1 to 1227 and encodes 408 amino acids. NCBI's taxonomy places the organism in Eukaryota, Viridiplantae, Streptophyta, Magnoliopsida, Malvales, Malvaceae. Gene Ontology annotation, biological process: positive regulation of transcription by RNA polymerase II. Gene Ontology annotation, molecular function: RNA polymerase II cis-regulatory region sequence-specific DNA binding; DNA-binding transcription factor activity, RNA polymerase II-specific; protein dimerization activity. The record is from RefSeq and is a predicted model, not a curated record.
AUGGCCCGUAGAAAAUUGAGAAUGAAACUUAUAGACAAGGAGAAGACUCGAUCUGCAACACUAAAGAAGCGAUUGCAGAGCUUGGAAAAGAAGGCUUAUGAAUUCUCAGUUCUUUGUGAUGUGGACGUAUGCAUGAUCAUCUUCACACCUGGGUUGAAAGACGAUCCUCCUAAUGUCCAAGUUUGGCCUUCGGAUCCUCUCCGGGUUCAUGGCACCAUCCACAGAUACAAGCGAACUAUGGCUGCUUCGGGUUCGCAAAAGAGGACCUUCAGUAUUUCCCAUUUUUUAGACAUGCGCAGGAGACAGGAUCUCGAAGAGGUUGCCCAAGUGUGCAAAGCUAAUUUUGAAGCAAAGUUUCCGACAUGGGAUGAUCGUAUCGACAAUUUCUCCCCUGAACAGAUCUCGUCUUGUCUCGCUAAACUCGAUUCGAGCAUAGAAGUGGUUAAGAGGAAGAUCAUGUUGAUGAAGGGAGAUGAUAAGCAUAAGUUGCUGCAAUCUGAAUCAAGGAGUAUUCUAGGUAGUUUCGAUGCUCGAUCAAGGCCGAGCCCUUCUGAUAAUUUCAACAUCCCUGCAGCAGCCUUACAUCCUUGGAAUCGAAACCUUUCGGAUAAUCACAUCAAUGCUCAUGCCAUCCAAGCCUUUUCUCCAAAAAACGCGGAAUUCGGAGUUAUUAGGGAGCAGUCUUCUUCUCUCCCGCCUAAAUCUAUUGACAUACAUCGACCUUCCCUUUCCCCUGCUGACGAGGCUUUGGUGAAGCUUUCCCUUGGCCUGAAUCCCAACGACAAAUUGCUGAGAAUGUCCAUGAUGAAUAACGAUAUUAAUUUCGAACUCCGAUCAGGGAUAGCGUCUAGUAGCAACAACAGCAUUCCGAACAAUGUGAUGUACAACACUCCUCCGUUUUUCAUUCAUGGCAAUCCUAUAUACGGGAUGCCGAACAAUGAUGUACUGUUCGAUCCGAUUUCAUCGAUUCAGGUUCUUCAUGAUCCGAGCAGGUCAAGUGGCAUGCAAAACUAUGCGAUGCUCAAGGAACCAAAGGCAGGAAUGGGAACUUGGCUCAAUGCUGCUCCAUCCAUGCAACCAGCAGAGUUGGCAACUGCUUAUAACCAUCGACAACAGCUGAUGAUGCCACAUGCGUUUCAUCAAACGCUUCCUCCUGAUUUCUCCGACGAUUUCUGCCAUGAUAUCAAUGAACAUGAGAUGAAAAACAAGAAACCAAGGUUCUUCUAG